AGCAGAUAGGGUUCAGGGCUUCUCACAGCCUGGGGCUCCCUCGCUGUCUUUUUCACUGUGUCCACCAUCAUAAACUGAGUCAGCAGAUAAACAUAAGACUCCAUGAGGAAGUGGCUGCCACUCCUUGGAGAUGCUGCUGCCACACUCUGGCCCGGCCAGAGUGACUGCUAAACGCUCAGUCUCCUGAUGAAGCUUAGAGCAAAUGGACAAGUUGUGAGGAGAUGAACUAGGAGAAGCAGAGGCCAGAAGAGGAGACAAACAUGGACAUCAACACCUGGAUGAACAACUACACCGGACAAUCAGGUUUCACCCUGGUGGGAUUCUUAAGUCAAUCCAAACACCCGGCCCUGCUUGCUGUUGUCAUAUUUAUGGUUUUCCUGAUGGCCUUGUCUGGGAACGCCCUCCUGAUCCUGCUGAUACUCUCUGACACACACCUCCACACACCCAUGUACUUUUUUAUCAGCCAGCUGUCCCUCAUGGACAUGAUGUGCAUUUCUGUCACUGUACCCAAGAUGCUCAUGAACCAGAUGCUGGAGAACUACAGGAUCUCAGCUGCUGCCUGUGGGAUGCAGAUGUUCCUCUACCUGACACUAGCAGGUUCAGAAUUCUUGCUUCUAGCUGCCAUGUCUUAUGACCGCUAUGUGGCCAUCUGCCAUCCACUCCGGUAUCAUGUCCUCAUGAACCACAGGGUGUGUAUCCUCCUGGUAUAUUCCUGUUGGCUCCUGGGAUCCUUAGAUGGCUUCAUAUUCACCCCUGUCACCAUGACCUUCCCAUUCUGUGGGUCACGGGAGAUCUAUCACUUCUACUGUGAGGUUCUGGCUGUGACAAAGCUCUCCUGCUCAGACACCUGGCUCUAUGAGACCUUAAUGUAUGUGUGCUGUGUGAUCAUGCUUCUCAUCCCUGUGACAGUCAUUUCAGGAUCCUACUCAUCCAUCCUCCUCACUGUUCUCAGGAUGAACUCAACAGAGGGCAGGAAGAAGGCUCUUGCAACAUGCUCCUCCCACAUGACUGUGGUCAUCAUCUUCUAUGGCACUGCUAUCUAUAACUACAUGCUCCCUGCCUCCCUCCACACUCCUGAGAAGGACAUGGUGGUGUCUGUGUUUUAUACCAUACUCACACCACUGUUGAACCCACUAAUAUAUAGUUUUAGGAAUAAGAAUGUCACUGAGGCUAUGCGGAAAUGGUUUGGUAUGAGCACCCUCUUCCAACAAAUUGUAAAGUAACCCAGAAUACAUAUUCUUUUACUUGUCACUAUACAUCUGUUGAUCUAGGUCUCAUGCUGAAGUUAUUCCAGUUCCAUCAUGCCUCAUUUCAUAUUCAUACUUUCUUGUAGAACUCUUUCUCUAUUCUUAAAUUUCUUUGUUGAUAUACUUCUUGUCCAUUCAGAAAUCUUAUUGGAGUUGUGCCACUGUUACAUUUUAUGAAGUUCAUAAUGGCUGUUUAAUAUUGUGGGACAAAAGUCUUACCAUUUGACAUUAUGUCAUAUUGUAAAUUGAAGAGUCAUGAAGUGUUCAAUUUAUAAAAGUUAGAGUGAGACAGAAGAACAGUGUUUAACAUCAUUAAAAUGGGGUGACUAGAGAUCAUUGGCAUAUUGAAAGAAUUAUGUGUACCCUCUUGAUAAUUAAUGUAAAAUUAAAAUUAUGUAAAAAUAAAGAACAAGAUACAGA
Molecule: messenger RNA, 1667 nt
Organism: Rattus norvegicus (Norway rat)
Lineage: Eukaryota; Metazoa; Chordata; Mammalia; Rodentia; Muridae
Source: RefSeq, a predicted model, not a curated record